GGGAAAUGCUUGUAACUAUGUGGUUAGAAACCUUAGUAUAUUAUACGACUAUACGGAGAUUACCGACCAUGCUUACUUUAUAAUUUCAAUGAUACACAUACUAUGUAGAAAUAUCUCACCUAUUAAGCGCAAUUUUGCGAUCAUUCUAAACAGGUCUGGAUUAUUAUAAAUCUUGUCCAAAUCCCUCGAGCGUCGUCUGGAUCUCACUCAUCUUCCACAUCUCUCAAUCUCAAUCUGCCAUUCGUUUACAACCUGCCAUUCGUUUGCAACCUGCCAUUCGUUUACACCUCGAGUAAUCACAUCAAGAAACCAUGCAUCGCUCUGCAAUCUCUGUAGCUUUAGCUUACCUCGCCACCGGUUCGCUUGCAGCAGUAGCAGGUCGUCAACUUCUCCCUCGCGACAACGAUUGCGGCGGCCUUAGCAAUGUACCCCUUAGUUCCGACCCUGAACACUCUAGCUACACCUUCUUUUUUGAUCCAUCCGUUAAACAGGUGGUUGACGACUUGAAUAAAUCAUCUGGGAGCACUUUCAACACGGUAUUGGUAAACCAAUAUUGCAAUAAACUUAACGGCAAUGGUUACGAGUCUCACAAUGUGGCGUUCACCAAUAUCACACAGUUCGGACCAGAUUCUAAAUACACGGUUGCGACUGAUAAGUGUGAGGAGGGAGAGAGCCGCUCACCUCAAGGCUACUAUGUAAACUUGUGCGUUGGCGAUGGUACUCAAUGCACAAAGAAUUAUCCAUGGGCUGUAUGCGGCACGCCGGGUGUCGCGGGUGACACGAGGUUGUUCUGCCCAGCUGCAGAACCUUCAGGGGGUAACCCCAAGGCCGUCAGCCUCGACGACCCAACGGCUUGGAACUGCAAACUCUGCACUACGAUAAGUAAAUAUUGCCAAUGGUCUUAGUCUGUUGCCAAAGACCGGCAUGGCUGAGCACCAUCGGGAGAUAAGGAGGCGACGCCAACGCAUUGCUGGCCUGCUGAUGCGUUACACAUAAAAAGGAGUUAGAGAACCAGAUUCGUAUUCUCUUAGACAAACAAGCUUGCCUGGUAAAGGCACAUUCCAAGAC
Molecule: messenger RNA, 1068 nt
Organism: Colletotrichum navitas
Lineage: Eukaryota; Fungi; Ascomycota; Sordariomycetes; Glomerellales; Glomerellaceae
Exons: 2
Coding region: 312-905 (197 amino acids)
Source: RefSeq, a predicted model, not a curated record